AUUUGCUUAAAAGUAAUUGGUUUGAGUUCAAUAGCUAGUUACUUGGUUCAAAUGAUUUCGGGAAAUUCCAGUAGUGCACAAAGUUGUGUCACAAAACUAUGGGUUACUCAAUUAUAAUUAAACAUAAAGAAAGUUUAAGUAAGCACUUGACGAGAUGCUGCGGGUUAACGAGAAAUUGUAUGCAUAUAAAGUUUCUCUGCUUUCAAGUAGUAUAUUCAUAACUAUGGACAGACUCCCACAUUUUGGUGAUUCGCUGGAAAUUUCACUGGUUUUAUCGCAAGCCGUUAUAAGCUUAUGAGAUAUUUUUUGUCUUCCUAAACUUGCUAUUGUCAAAGCAAGAUAGCUUAAUGAUUGUGAUCGGGUCACCUCAAGUCUUCAUUUAAGAAAUAGAGACUAUUUGGUCCAGAUAAUCUACUGCCACUCGGAAAUAUCGUAAAGUUGUGUUUUGGCGUGUUUCAAGUUCUUCAAAACUACUCCAGCAGCUUACAUUCUUUUAACUGGACGGGCUGCUUAUAUAUUAUACUCCAAUUGUGGACAAAAAACACCCCUAAUUCAUAUGCUCCUUGAUAUCUCGGUGAUCGAGUUCCUCAGGUAUUGCUUAAGAUGUUUGUGGAUGCUUAACGGCUGUAACUCAUCAAUCUCCAGUAGUUUUCUAGCUCUGACUGAUAGUAAACCUUAGAUUACUUAACAUGGGUGCGAGGAUGUUUCUUAAUGAGUUUGAGGGCAUCUAAUAACAUUUUUCAAAUGUGGGUUCAUUCUGGUAAGUUUUCUUGAUCUUUAUUGUGUGCCAUAGUACCCUCUUCGUCUUGUCCCCCCCAUAUAUUCGCCUUCUAAUGAGGCUAACAACAGCAGAGGACUUACAAAGUUAUCCGCUUGUAAAAGAAUGACUGCUGACACCGAGACCAUAACCUGGAUAAAUUUACCAAAUAUUUUUCAACCAUACUUUAUGUACACCCAACAAGAAGGUUAUCUGUUCAUAUAAGACAUUCACUCAAGAAACAGUACCACUAUCCUUUUAAAAUAGCUUUUAUCAAAAUAUUAAACUGGAUUGCUUGUUAUUCGGUAGCCUUCGUUUUGUUUUAUCCCUUCUAGAUUAUUGUCCUGGCUAGGGAACGACGGUUGUUAUAUCUGUGCACCUUGCUCUUGUUUUCAUAUACUUAAGUACCCCCAACCUGGACACAGGCAUUUCAACUAUUGGGAGUCGCAUAAUGUUAGAGGAUGAGUUCGCUGAGCUGGACCUAAAUGAAAACUCUGAAAACUCUUUAAAUGUAUCGUUGAAUUCUGAGUCUUAUCUGCGGACAGGUUUCACACCUGAACGAAAUGUCACACAUGACAUAUCGCCCAUUGACACUGGGAAAGAAACUGUAAACACUGUUUCCGAUGUCGCAUUUGUAAAAGUCACAAGCCCUGCAAAAGUUGGUGAGGGUAUUUCGUCAUAUAUAGUAUAUCGUGUUAAUACCAAGUUUAAUGGCAAGGAAUUUUCAGUCCUCAGACGGUUUUCUGAUUUCCUUGGGUUGCAUGAAAGGUUAGUCGCGAAGUAUCUUUCUGAAGGAGUUAUUGUUCCCCCUGUUCCUUCUAAAGAUAUGCUAGCUACAACUAAAGUUAAAAUGUCAAAGGACGUUUCUGCGGAAAAUGAAUUUGUUGAACGUCGCCGAAUAGCUUUAGAACGAUUCCUAUCACGAGUACUCUCACAUCCAGUUUUACAUAUUGAUGAAGAUGUCUGUGAGUUCCUUCGGCAUGAAGGAGAGCUUCCACGUGCAACAAACACCCAACUAUUGUCCGGUGCUGCAGCGAUAAAAGUGAUGAAAAAUUUGGGUGAUGCGAUUGGAAAGUUUGCUUACAAAGUUGAUGAUCCCGAAGAGUUCUUCUAUCAGAAAGCAGAUGAAUUAGAUAGUUGGGAAAAGCAACUUAAACGUAUUCACUCCUCGCUUCUUAAUUUAGUAUCAGGAGACAAUGACCUAGCAAAUGCCGAAGCUGGCUUGGCUCGUUCAGUUCUUCUCCUGGCUAAUGUAGAAGAAAAUACUGGUCUAGCUCAAGCACUUCAUCAUCUGGCAGAAACAGAAGGACAUGUCGCUGAUUUACACGCUUUACAAGCAGAAGCGCAUACGUGCCAUUUAGUGGAGUAUUCUCGAGAAUUACUAGGCAUGGUUCAGGCUUGCAAGGAUGUUUUAAGUGAACGUGUACGAAUAUAUCGUACAUGGAAAACCGCUGAAGCUAAUCUUCGUUCAAAGCGCGAACAGAAAAUUCGAAUGGAAAUGGCACCUAGAAAUGAUAAUAAAAAGAUGGCCACGAUAACAAUGGAGUUGGAAGAUCUUGAAAAUCGUGUAGAUCAAGCUCAGCAUAAGUUUAAUAAUAUAUCUAUAAAUAUUAAAAGAGAAUUUCAAAAUUUCGACUUGAAUCGUUUUGCUUAUUUCAAACAAGCCACUACAGAAUAUUUAGAAUUGUUAUUGCAAAUUCAAUUAAAAGUGUUAGAGAACUGGGAGAAAUAUUUGUCUUAUACAAACGGUAUCAAUUGAUGUAUGCGCAUAUAGGCUCUGUUAACAAUUUUUUUAUUUCUAGAAAAGAAAUAUCCUUGGUUUUGGAAUUAUUUUCCUUCUCUUUAUUACACAAUCAAUAUUCCACACUUAUUUAUUGUUCCAUUGAAAUUUUAAGUUAAACAUAUAUGUUAAUUUCUCAUCCUUUGUGUACACCUAACACGCACACACA
This is a messenger RNA of Schistosoma intercalatum, 2706 nucleotides long. Lineage: Eukaryota; Metazoa; Platyhelminthes; Trematoda; Strigeidida; Schistosomatidae. The record is from the annotation of a GenBank genome assembly.